AUGAGACUUAAUCGACCGGUUGCCCUACUGGGCCUUCUACACGCGAGUGUAGCUUUGGCAGCUCGUUCAGCAAAUCACAGCCCUAUAUCUUAUACCAACCAAAACGGAACGCGCCUGUCCUUCGACGAGCAGACUGUGCUCAAGUUGUCCUCAGACGGCAAAUUCCCAGCAGUUGUUGUCCUUGACUAUGGACGCGACGUGGAAGGAUUCGCCUCCUUUGAUGUCGCUCGAAAGUCCGGAGACACUUCUAUAUUUGAGAUGACCUACAGCGAGACUCGCGCUCUAGUUGAUUCUGAAAUGGGCGAUGGUCCCCUCCCGUUAUCUGCUGCCAUGGACACGUACCGGAUAAACCGUUACAAUAUCACUGAACCAAAACUCUACAUCAACCGUCUGCUUCAGGGAGGCUUGAGAUAUCAGAAACUCAAUCUCUCCAGUGCAGGAGAGGUCGAACUGCCCUUCGUCGGAUUCCGCCCUACUGUUUCUACGACUGCGGUUUCCGAUCUACCCGGUUCUUUCAGUUGUUCUGAUCUUGUACUGAGCCGCAUCUGGCAGGCUGGUGCCCGAACUGUGCAGCUUAAUGAGUUGCCUGCCAAUUCCACGCCAGAAUUCUGGAUUAUAACCGACGAGGGCGCGUUCGUGGACAGUCUGGCACCUCAGCCAUUGUCUACAGAUUGGAGUCCAAUGCUCACUGCCUAUGAGUUACGAUUUUCCGUCAAGCCAAAGUCAGGAGGAUUUGGCUUUACCGUUCUAAGUGACACCCUUGGAAGCGGAAUUUACAUUUUUGUCAAUAUCGCCAAUUCUUCUAUCUCUGCUUACGCCGGCUCUUCUGAUCUCUCUGAAUCCCUUGCCUCCGCGACUUUGCCAUCAUCCGUUACCUUGAACAAAUGGCAAACAGUUCGCAGUUUAGUGAAUACGACAGAAAUCUCUGUCCAGAUAGAUAACACUACCGUGUUACAGUUCUCCCAGAGCGCUGCCUUUUCUGGUUCGUUUGGUCUAGGUGCAUCCUUAGGCCACUCUGCUACAUUUGCCGAUCUCUCCCUCUCGGUUUCCGGUCAGCAGAUGUAUUCGGCUUCUUUGAAAAAUGCAUCUUUCCUGCAAGACUUCCUCCUUGGUACAAAUCCAUUACCUAUUAGUGUGGAUGGCUCUCGGAGAGACCGCAUUGCUUAUGCUGGAGACUUGGAUAUGACCACCGGCACAGCAUUUGCAAGCACAUAUGGUCAAGAAUAUAUCAAUGGUUCUAUUGAGUUGCUGGGCUCUUACCAACUUACGCCCGGCUUUUUUGUCCCGAAUGCCAAAAUACAGCAGCCUGCUCGAACUAAUCCGGUUAAUGCGAAUAUCACCGGUCUCAUCGGCUAUUCGUUCAGUAUGGUGAGUUCUAUGGCUCGCUUCUAUGAGCAGACAGGCAAUGCCGAUUUCCUGAAUCGUUGGGCACCAAAGGCUGCUAAGAUGUUUGAUUGGGCUCACUCUCAAACCCUUCCUAAUGGCCUUUUCAACAGCUCUGACGUCUCAUUUGGCGGUGAUUGGAAUUACUAUGAUCCGGCUCUUUCUGGAGUUGUUGCCAAAUUCAAUAUGGUCUAUGCAUAUUCGCUCUCUCAAUGGAUUCCAUACAUGGAAAACACAGGUCUUAACAAAACCAUGUAUGAGGAGCGUCUCAGCUCCCUGCAGAAUGCUAUCAACAAACAUCUGUGGAGUCCCUCACAACAAGCAUACUAUCUGUCUGACUCCCACAAGGACUUCUUCUCACAAGAAGCGAACGCUUUAGCUGUGCUGAGCGAUACAGCUUCUCACAAAAGCCACAACCCUAAGACAGUUUUGGCAACGAUGGCGCAGGAAUUGAUCGUACCUGCCGGAGCACUCGCCUUUUCUAACAAGAGCGCUGCGAGUGGAUGGGCGCAGCGGAUCAGUCCCUAUGCCUCUGGCUAUCACCUGAAGGCUGCAUUCUAUGCCAACGACGGUGAUAGUGCUCUUCAACUCCUUAAAGGCGUCUGGGGUCCUAUGAGCGAUCCAUCGCAUGCCAACUAUACCGGUUGCUUCUGGGAGGUUCUGGGUGAUGAUGGCACUCCUGGCAUUGGCUCUUCUACAUCAAUGUGCCAUGCCUGGAGCUCAGGACCUACCGCUGAUUUGAGCCGCUACGUUCUUGGUAUCCAGCCCACGACUCCGGGCUUCAAGGAUUGGCAAGUUGUCCCCCAAUCGCUGGACUUGAACUGGGCGCAUGGAAAGCACCCCAUUCCUAAUGGUCAAAUCUCCGUUGAUUGGUCAUUUGAUAAGGCCGGUCUGCUUCGAAUGGUGGUAAUUGCUCCCCAGGGCACCAACGGAACUGUUUAUCUUCCUGUUCCCUUGAAAAAGAAAUUGAAUAAGUACCGCGCCUCAGGCUUUUUGUCCGAUAACAAAACUUUCUUCGUCGUUCAAGGUGGUGCGAACUUCACCUUCCAACAAAUGGCCUAG
Messenger RNA from Penicillium argentinense, 2445 nucleotides. Its product is annotated as putative alpha-L-rhamnosidase C. Lineage: Eukaryota; Fungi; Ascomycota; Eurotiomycetes; Eurotiales; Aspergillaceae. Bases 1 to 2445 code for a protein of 814 amino acids. The record is from RefSeq and is a predicted model, not a curated record. Gene Ontology annotation, biological process: carbohydrate metabolic process. The transcript has 2 exons.